AUGUACUUCUCCGCGCUUCUUCUGGCCCUUGCAGCCACUGCUUCAGCCGUCGAUGUCAGGGCCUACGGUGACACUGGCUGCAACGGGGGCUGGGUAGGCUGCGGGGGCAUUAACCCCGGCGUGUGCUGCGUGUUUAGCAACUCGGCAAGCAGUGGCAGGCUGAGCGUCUCUGUGAACGCUAUCCCAAGCAGCUGGCGUAUCCGCGGCGAGGCCAACACAGGCGGUGGCUGCACAUACCUCGCAAACCAGCAAGACUCAAACGGCAACACCGACAUUUGCAUGAGUUACUCGUCGCGCGGCGACCGUACCGGAGGCAGCUACUCGUUCGUCGGCCGCAAGCGCGCCGAUGACAAGUCGUGCCCCGCUGAGCAGCCCGAUGGCGGAAAGUGCGAAGCCAGCGUCGAGCCCAACGUGCUUGGCCUUGCGGAUGGCACCGUGUACAACAUUUCCGGCCUGACGGAGGAGAAGGUUCAGGAGUUGGAGAAGAUUGCCAACACCGGCGCUGGUGCCGACGCCGUGCCCGCCGAGUUCGAGAGCCUCCGCCGUUAG
This is a messenger RNA of Fusarium sp. VM40, 549 nucleotides long. NCBI's taxonomy places the organism in Eukaryota, Fungi, Ascomycota, Sordariomycetes, Hypocreales, Nectriaceae. The record is from the annotation of a GenBank genome assembly.